GUAUUGAAGAUUUAAGUUUUAACAAUGAACUACUAUUCGAACCAAUUUAUUCGGUUUAGACUUUGAUUCACUAUUCGAACCAAUUAAAGAUCAAACUUCGGUAUUGAAGAUCAGACUUUGAUUCACUAUUCGAACCAAUUUAUUCGGUUUAGAUAAACUGCUCCCGUUUGAAAUAAAAAACUCCUUUUUUUUAUGUUCAUUUAUUUUCUACACUUGAAUGAAUUCACUGUCAAAUUUCAAAAGAAGAGAACUUUGAUCUCUUAUGCAUUCAUUCUAAGUGUAGAAAAUAACUAAGAUGAAAACUUUCAUCAUACUAUGGAUUCAGGUGUAGAAAGCUCAGAGAUGAGAGAUGCUGUAGAUAAGCUGGAGAAAGCAAGGACAAAGAUUCUGGAGGUCAAAGGUUGGCAAGUGAGUCAGCUACAAUGGACUUUACGUUUCAGAGACAGAGGUGGUGAGGAUUCGUUGGAGCAUGAAGCUUUUCUUGCCAUGUGGCUUUCGGUUUUGGUGUUUCCAGAUAUGUCUCGCCCCUCUAUUUCAAGACAUGUGUUGCCAGUUGCUGUUCGUUUAGCUAGAGGUGAAAGGAUUGCUCUUGUUACUGCUGUUCUCGUGGGUGUAUACAGAGAUUUGAGUCUAAUCAGUGGCUUUGAGAGAGGAGACUGUGAUGGAAAACUUAAUUCUAAGUCUCUGUUGAAGUUAGUUCAAGUAUGGACUUGGGAGAGGUUCAAGAACGUGGGACCAAAAGCUAAAGAGAUAUACCUAAAGGCGAGCCAAGACUCUCUCGGUGGGACGGUUUGCAGAAGAAUUCGUAUAUGAGAAUGUGAGAUUGAGUGGCGUCCUUAUACUAAAACAUUACAGAACUGGAACCCUCUUCGGUUUUACGUUGAGGAAGCUAUGUGGGUGACUGUUGAUAACAAUCUUGAUAAAGAGUUCGUUGCGUUUGCUAUUCUCAGCAUGGGAUAAUUACAAUAAGUCUGGUGUAAUGCCUUCUCGUCUUGCUUCAGGUUCUGUCACUACUACAAGAUACCUAGACUGGAUGUCAAAAUCAGUUUCAUUGUUUCUUGUCUUUGGGGAGUUAAAUGAAACUUGUAACGCAAGCAAUACUGUUGAUGAUGCACUUCUUCAGAAGUUGGGAUAAGGGUUCCCUGCAGAAUUCAAACGAUCUAGAAAACUUAGAAUAGCGAGAGAUAUGGGAUCUGACUGUGGUGCAUCAGUUUCAAUACAAGUGCCACUUAGUGAGUUGUUUCACAAAGAGUUAGCGAAGAAGACAAGUGAGGAUUUGAGAGACAAACCUGUGUUGAUGAAGUUGAUGUAAAAGGAAGUAAUAAUCUAGAGAAAGAAGAAGACUCCGGUCGAAGAUGUAGGAGACGCUUCUGAAUCACUUGGAAGGAGGAGAGAUAAGGAGGUUUAACAAUGAUUCAAGAAUUUGUCAAGAGCUUGCUUCUGCAGAUAAUGAAUCUGUACCACCACAAGAUAUAGAGCCACAGACUGAAGAGAAUGAUGAAGAAGAAACUGGUCUGAUCCCAUGCAUGUGUUGAUGACACUGUUGUGCCACCACCAGAGGCAAGACAAACCUGAGCUGAUGAUGUAAAUUGUAAAGGGAGGAAACAAUCCAGAGAUGAAGAAGACUACGGUUGAUGAAGGAACCAAGGAAGCAGAGUGUUUGCUCCAUGGAGAUGGAGAAAACCAGAGAAAUUGGAUAACCAAAAAAAAACCACAUCCAAACUGGAGUUUUUGCUUCACCUAAUUGUGUCUAAACCUUACGAUCUGAAAGAAGACAACAAUGCCUAAUGUCACUCCUUUACAUAAGCUUGUGAACGUUAACUUUAGAUUUAUGAUGUUAUGUGUGUGUAUUUAGUUUAGUAUCUGAAAUGUCAUUAAUGGUUGAAAUGGAUAAAUGACUAAAUGUAUUAGAAAUAUCUAGUGAACAAACGGAUAAAUAUAUAAUUUAUUGAUGAGAGCCCUUUUAUUAAUCACUUUCCUUUUCAAGUUACCUUAAAAAGGAAACUGUUGCACUCCUCUGCUACUCUGCAACAUCACAAAAAAAGACAGAGAGAGAAAAAGGAACAAAACUUUCUCUUCCAUCUUCAUCUUCGUUUCCUUGUGAAAAGAACCCAUUUUUAUCAAAAACCCUGUUUCACCACUUCCAUGGAUGAAAAGCUUCCUCGUCCCAACCGUUCAGAACCAUCACCUCCGGACCUAAAGGCUCUGUCUUUGAGCGUUUCCUUCAAUGGGUGGAGAGAGGCGAACUCAUCAUUCAAGUCUUGGGCUACAAAAAUGUCACUUUUGCACAGACCCUCAUGGAGAAAAGCUGGAAUCUUCGAAGCGGUCAUGGCAUCUACCAAAGACUUCAACAAAAACACAGAUCUCCUUCUUGGUAUUGCUGAGAGAUGGUGUCCUGACACCAACACCUUCCUCUUCCCUUGGGGUGAAGCCACCAUCACACUUGAAGACGUCAUGGUACUUCUAGGCUUCUCUGUUUUGGGUUCACCGUAUUUCACUCCUCUGGAUAGCUCAGGAGAGGAGAUUGUAAGGAAACUUGAGGAAGAAUGGGUCAAGCUUAAAGUCCAGUUUGUAACUAAACUCCAAUGGAUGGGGAGAUUCGUGGGGAGUAGAGGUGAGCUUGAGCAUGCGUCUUUCCUUGCGCUGUGGCUUAGCUACUUUGUGUUUCCGACAAGGUAUUGCCAUGUUGAUAAAUCUGUUUUUCCGAUUGCUGUUCAUCUUUCGAGAGGUACUAGGAUUGCUCUUGCUCCACCUGUUCUUGCUCACUUGUAUGCUGACUUAACUCUCUUGAAAGACCACAUCAGAGGUUUAGGUUCCGGUUUCAAGACAGUAACGUCAAACGACAAAGUUGAGUUGACUUCUUUGUUUAAGUUGGUUCAAGUUUGGACAUGGGAGAGGUUCGGUGAGCUGCGGCCCAACAACACUAAUCCGUUGCUUCAAGGUGACCCAAGGUUGUCUCUUUGGGAUGAACCGAUACAAAAGAGAAUUGCAAAGAGGCAUGUGAGGAUGAGAGCAAAGAGAGAUGUGAGGGAGAUACUGUCGAACUCGAAGAUGGACAGUUUUGAGUGGCGUCCUUACACAAAAGCUGUGAAGAACUGGGAGUUUCCUAAGUUUUACCCGGAGAAAGAAAUGUGGGUUCCUGUUGGUCCUAAUCUUGAUGAACAAUUCAUCUCCUUUGCUAGAUGCAUCAAGGUGUCUGAGCUUGUGGGAAAGGAUAGUGUGGAACACUACUUUCCCAACCGAGUGGCUUCACAGUUUGGAUUGCUUCAGGACGUUCCUUGUCGUCCUGUUAACAGGAACAACCUCUUCAAAGACGCAGCUUGGGAUGAGUACAACAAACCUAUUGAUGGAUUGAGAUUGUACAUCCCUUCUCGUUCUACAGUAUCUUGUUUUAGUUCAAUUUUUCGCAAGUGGUGGAGAAAGCAUAAGCGAGCUGUUGAAGUAGCUGAAUCAUUGGGACCAAGAAACAUCGUAGGUGGUGAUGAUGAUACAUCUGAGCCUGUUCCUUCUGAAAGUUCAGGGACAAACGAAUAUAAGGAGCACACAGAGAAUCCAAGAACACUCUUUCUUGUAUAUUAG
Raphanus sativus (radish) is the source of this 3579-nucleotide messenger RNA. RefSeq names its product protein MAINTENANCE OF MERISTEMS-like. Lineage: Eukaryota; Viridiplantae; Streptophyta; Magnoliopsida; Brassicales; Brassicaceae. The transcript is spliced from 2 exons. Bases 2146 to 3579 code for a protein of 477 amino acids. The record is from RefSeq and is a predicted model, not a curated record. Gene Ontology annotation, biological process: meristem maintenance; meristem development.